Racocetra persica is the source of this 708-nucleotide messenger RNA. NCBI's taxonomy places the organism in Eukaryota, Fungi, Glomeromycota, Glomeromycetes, Diversisporales, Gigasporaceae. The record is from the annotation of a GenBank genome assembly.
UCCAAUAUGUCGAAGGAAUUAUUGGUCCCCUUGUAGUUUAUGAUCGGGAUGAUCCUUAUAUUAAUCAUUAUGAUGAUGAAAUUGUUGUGCAGUUACAUGACUGGUUUCACACCGACGCUAAAAUUUUAUUAGCUAAAUUAUUAUCUCCUGAGAGUCGAGGGUUUGGUCCAAUUCCUGAUAGUGGAUUGAUUAAUGGAAAAAAUUCUUUUAAUUGUUCGUCGGCUCCACCAGGUAGUCAUUGUGUUAGUGAUGCUCCAUUGGAACAGUUCAAAUUUGUUCAAGGAAAACGAUACAGAAUUAGAAUUAUUAAUUCUGCUUCGCUUCCUACUUUUAUUUUCUCGAUCGAUGGGCAUGAAUUGGAAGUAAUUGAAGUUGAAGGGAUGAUGAUUAAACCUUACAAACUUAAUCGCCUUCCUAUUAAUGUUGCUCAACGUUAUUCAGUCAUUGUGAAGGCCGAUAAGCCGGUGGAUUCGUAUUGGAUGCGGGCCGAAAUACAAACUCAAUGUUUUCCUAUGCAAAAUCCCAUCCUCGAUCCUAUGGUAAAAGCCAUCAUUACAUAUGAAGGAAGUUCAAAACAAAUUCCAGUAUCAACUGCAUGGAAUGAUAAAGUUACUGAUUGUGUAGAUUUGGACUCUAAUAAACUAGAACCUUACUAUUCACAACACAUUCCUGAUGUUGAUACUACAAUAAAUUUAUUUGUUAAUUUCC